Echinostoma caproni is the source of this 280-nucleotide messenger RNA. NCBI's taxonomy places the organism in Eukaryota, Metazoa, Platyhelminthes, Trematoda, Plagiorchiida, Echinostomatidae. The record is from the annotation of a GenBank genome assembly.
CUUGAAACUCCGUUCACCCCGAAGUGCAAUGGUGCAGGUGAUGCAAGCAACUUCGACGACUACGAGGAGGAACCGUUACGUAUUGCGACCACCGAGAAGUGUGCCAAAGAAUUUGCCGAAUUCUGAUCUCGAUCUUUGGGGAAUACUCGCGCCCGUUUGUUUUCUUUUUCUGAUUGGUCAGACUGUCUCAUUCGCAUCCGGAUACCCAUAUCUCUCUCCCUCAUGCGCGUGCGCACGCACGCUAGUGGGUUCACAAGUCAGUCAGUUUCCGAUGCAUUAG